Epithele typhae is the source of this 276-nucleotide messenger RNA. RefSeq lists its product as uncharacterized. The transcript has 2 exons. The coding region runs from base 1 to 276 and encodes 91 amino acids. The record is from RefSeq and is a predicted model, not a curated record. Lineage: Eukaryota; Fungi; Basidiomycota; Agaricomycetes; Polyporales; Epitheliaceae.
AUGCCUUCCCCUCCUGCGCUUCUCUUCUCGCUCACCUCCCUGACUCCAGGCCGCACAGGCGAUCCCAGGCCACUGCAGAGCGGCCGCCACUUUCACGUUGCCCGCGUCCCCCUUCUUCCGGUCGUGCUCCACAAUAUGGCGUUCACUCCACAGCAGAUCACAUCCGGGCCCGCGGACAACGCGAACCCGGCGAUCCUUGAGACAAGAGCCGCUGGCGCAUGUUGUCCGUGUGCGACUACAUCGGCGACACGCAUGCGCACCUCGUCGGGCUCGUGA